Molecule: messenger RNA, 2323 nt
Organism: Setaria italica (foxtail millet)
Lineage: Eukaryota; Viridiplantae; Streptophyta; Magnoliopsida; Poales; Poaceae
Product: serine/threonine-protein kinase tricorner
Exons: 13
Coding region: 69-1697 (542 amino acids)
Biological process (GO): peptidyl-serine phosphorylation; intracellular signal transduction
Molecular function (GO): ATP binding; protein serine/threonine kinase activity
Source: RefSeq, a predicted model, not a curated record
CCGCUGAGGGAGGAGAGGGAGAGGGACAGCUAGAGGGAGUGCCAGAGGUGCAGGGGGUGGGUGGGGGGAUGGAGAGCGAGAUGGCGGACGCGCCGGCCGCGGCGGCGAUCCCCGCCGCCGCCGAGCCGCUCCCGGCGGUGGCGGAGGAAGGGGAAGGGGAGGCGGCCGAGGCGGUGGGGUCCACCCUCACCAUGGAGCGCGUCGCCGCCACGAAGAAGUUCAUCGAGAACCACUACCGCUCGCAGAUGAAGAACAUCCAGGAGCGAAAGGAGAGGCGCUUUAAAUUGGAGAGACAGCUAGCUUCUUCUCAAGUUCCCAAGGAGCAGCAAAUCAAUUUAAUAAAAGAUCUGGAGAGGAAGGAAACUGAAUACAUGCGACUUAAGAGGCACAAAAUUUGUGUGGAUGACUUUGAGCUGCUCACCAUCAUUGGGAGAGGUGCUUUUGGAGAGGUUCGACUGUGCCGAGAGAAGACCUCUGGCCACAUUUAUGCAAUGAAAAAACUCAAGAAGUCUGAUAUGGUUGUCAGGGGCCAAGUCGAACAUGUCAGAGCCGAAAGAAACUUGCUAGCUGAAGUUGCUAGUCACUGCAUUGUGAAGCUUUACUAUUCUUUCCAAGACGCUGAGUACCUUUACCUUAUUAUGGAGUACCUCCCUGGUGGUGAUAUCAUGACCCUUCUCAUGAGAGAGGAUACCUUGACUGAACAUGUUGCGCGAUUCUAUAUCGCAGAAACAAUUCUUGCUAUUGAAUCCAUCCAUAAACAUAACUACAUCCACAGAGAUAUUAAGCCUGAUAACCUGCUUCUAGAUAAGAAUGGUCACAUGAAGUUGUCAGAUUUUGGGCUGUGCAAGCCAAUCGACUGUUCUAAGCUCUCAACCUUGAAUGAAGAUGAACCCAUGGGCGAUGAUAACCUAAGGGAAUCAAUGGAUGUUGACAGUUCUCUGUCUGACACAGCAAAUGGUAGAAGAUGGAGAAGUCAACACGAGCAACUUCAGCACUGGCAGAUGAACAGGAGAAAAUUGGCAUUCUCAACUGUUGGGACACCGGACUAUAUCGCUCCAGAGGUUCUGCUAAAGAAGGGAUAUGGAAUGGAAUGCGACUGGUGGUCCCUGGGCGCUAUCAUGUAUGAGAUGCUCGUUGGGUAUCCACCAUUUUAUGCUGAUGAUCCAAUAACUACAUGCCGAAAGAUUGUGCACUGGAGAAACCAUUUGAAGUUUCCUGAGGAUGCAAAGUUGUCAAAUGAAGCAAGAGAUCUCAUUUGCCGGUUAUUAUGUGAUGUUGACCACAGGAUUGGCAGUGCAGGGGCAGAUCAAAUAAAGGCACAUCCUUGGUUCCGAGGAGUUGCAUGGGAUAAACUUUAUGAAAUGGAAGCAGCAUUUAAGCCUCAAGUAAAUGAUGAACUGGAUACACAGAAUUUCAUGAAAUUUGAGGAAUUGGAAAAUCCUCCAGCAAGAACAGGCUCUGGGCCCUCAAGAAAGAUGAUGCUAAACUCCAAAGAUCUGAGCUUUGUGGGUUAUACAUACAAAAAUUUUGAUGCCGUGAAAGCAAUAAAAAUUUCAGAUCUGCAAAGGAAUUCAUCUCUAACAAGGCCCUCCAUUGGUUCAAUAUUCGGUCCACCAGGCAUGGAUUCUCCAAUGGAACCAAACGGCAGGGACACACAUAUGCACACCGUUUCAUCUGGUGAUCCAAUGAUUCCCUAACCGUCAGUGUUGUUUGGCCUCUGCAAAGUUCCAAACUAAAUCAGCACACGAAACGCCUGGAUGAUGUGGUUCCAUCUGGACAACCUGCUCAUUUUUAGCCAGGUUUCUGCAUUUUUAACCGUGGGUGGGCGUUUUGUAGAAAUCCAGCAAAGUUUCUAGUUGUAAAAUAGCAUGGCAAGGACUUUAACAAAGGUCCCAUGUGCUAAGGGCUCGUCGGACAUAUGGGGGGCAGGUUUUUGGAGAAAUUGCACCUUGCGGCUGGCUGCCCAGGUUGGCGGAGCAAAUUGCGGCCUUCUCUUGUGGCAGUUCCCGGUCUGCUAACAUUGGAUCACGGAAAGGAAAUAAGAUGGUGUUCUUGCGGCAGGAAUUACAUGGCUGAGCUGUUGUUGUUCGUGAUGGUGUUUGAUAUGUAUCAGGAAUUUUUCCCAUUUCUGAAGUAGGAAUUCUCGUAGCAGAGCUGUUGUAGCUAUUUAUAAGAAAACAUCUUUUUACAGCAUCUUUGGCUCUUGAUCUGUGACCCACCCUUUUAGGAACUCUGAACUCUGUGCGGUCUAUCAUUCACCUGCUAUUUCUCGUUGAUUUAUGGAACCUGACAUGUUUUUGGUGAAGAUUCAAGUUGUGAAUUU